AAUCUUUAAUCUUUGACAAAGUGAACGACAAAAUAUUUUUGGAUUUUGGUUUACAAUUACAAUCAGUCAAUACAAUCCGUAUCUGUAUGAAAUUAUUAAUGUAAUGUGAAUGAAGUUCGUCUAGUAACCACAUUAAUUUUAUUAGAACCUGUUCUUUCCUGGCCUUAGAGUGCCCUAAUUAUAGGUAGGCAGGUGGAGUGUACACCUAAAACAUGACGACGGAAAACUACACUCUUUUAAACGAUAUAUCUCCAAUGUUCAGACCGUAUGUUCAUAAUAUUUACCAGGACUUAAAACUAGGUUUAUGUAAAACUAAAGUAGAUCUGGAACGAAUUGGCGGAUCAGCAAACAGUGCAGAAAGUCAAUUUCGUUUAGUGCUUCCUUAUUGCUCUAAGAAAUUAAAGUGGGACAUCAUUUUCGAUGCUUCAACACCAUGGUUUGCUCCAGAUUUCCGAUUUGAUGAUGAAAGCUUUUUAAGCAAUGCAGAUGAAGAGUUUUUGGUUACGGGUGUUCCUAGUCUUGCUAAAUGGAAUUCUAAUAAUCCACAAUCUCUUGGUGAAGUAAUUUCUGAAUUGGUGGCCAUGUAUAAAAUUCACCAGGUAAAAAAGUUGAAUGAAGAUGAAAAUUCCAGAGCCUCAUUUGAAUAUGGUGCACUACUGGGUAAUGAACUCAUAACAGAACAGGAUGUAGAAGUUUGGGUUGGAACACAUGUUGUAGAGUUCCUAAUUAAACUCAAAGUAGACACUUCAAGACUUCCCGAACUAUACAAUGAAGGAACUGUAUAUAAUCCAGGAAUUGACACAGCUUUACUUCUCGUAAGAUACCCUAACCCUACUAAUGCAGAAUUAAUUUUAUCACCAUUUCUUACUAAAGUUUUGGGAAACAUAUCUUUACCUAUGAUGCACCAAUCUGGGGUUCUUAUGGAUUAUGUUCCAAUGGUUACAAAUAUGUUGAAUAACAAGAUACAAGAUCUACUGAAUAAUGAUAGAUUAAAACGUGAAUUGUUAGCUCAGCUUAUUGUGAAAUAUGAAGGAGCUAUAUUAGAACAUGAUGCAAACAGUGCUGCUUUCUUAUUCGAGAUGAAUGAUUUUUAUUGGAUCCUACAGAUUGAUAUUUCCAUUCAAUUUCCAGAAAAGCCUCCAGUGUUGACACUGCGCUCUGUUUACCAUUGUUAUAAAGGGAAGCCCAAGUUCAAAGUUUUACCAGGAUGUUCAUAUAAUAAUUUUGAACUUUACAUUGAGCAACAAGUUGAAAUUUUCAAAAAUGAUUGCACCGAAUCUCCAUAUAUUUUUGAUAGUGUUGACCCAUGACCCUUUAUCAAAUAUUAGAAAUGAAUGAGGUGUUAGUGUUGAAUACCCUAUUAAGUUAUGAAAAAUGUGAGUUUUGUGAUAAUAUAUCUACUAAGAUUAAACACAAAAAUAAUAUUUUAUGAAAUAAAACGAAUGUUUGAGAA
This is a messenger RNA of Pararge aegeria (speckled wood butterfly), 1453 nucleotides long. Its product is annotated as BRISC and BRCA1-A complex member 2-like. The transcript has 7 exons. The coding region runs from base 213 to 1310 and encodes 365 amino acids. The record is from RefSeq and is a predicted model, not a curated record. Gene Ontology annotation, cellular component: BRISC complex; BRCA1-A complex. Lineage: Eukaryota; Metazoa; Arthropoda; Insecta; Lepidoptera; Nymphalidae. Gene Ontology annotation, biological process: double-strand break repair.